AUUGUCAUUUUACUAUUUUGAAUUUCUGGGCUCAUCUUGUAAAGAAAUUAUGCAGGAAGGAAAAAUAUGACUAUAUGUGUUUUACUAUCAGUUUUUAAAUCAUGCAAAUAAUAGCAAGGAAUUAUAAAAAUAACACACUGAACCAGUGAAAAUAGCGCAUAAAAUGGUGGAAUACUCAUAAUUUUCUCUUUGUGCCUGUGAUUUGACAUUAUUGUGUUUGCUCAUGGGCGUAGAUAUUUCGAAAAUGGAAGAAUCUUUAGAUCUUAUCUAUAUAGGGAACAGGAAUUCAAUUAUGAACUUAGACUUGUGUGACAUUUUUUCUGUGCAAAAUUAGACUCGUGACCUUGCAAGUUCAUCAAAUCGUAAGUUUUGAAUUGUCCUGUCCUGCAGGCCUAGGGGUCUAAGGUUGGUGCAGGCUAGUUUAUUUAUGUGACGAGCCAAGUCCAAGCAGUAGGACUCCUUCAUCACGUGUUCAUUUAAUCAGGUUGCUUGUGGGCCUUGAUUGUUAAUCGAUCUCAUUUUUAAGGCCCCUUUUAGUGUUGGGCCUCAAUUGUAAGCAGGGUUUCGUGAGUACUCAUCGCACAACUCUUAAUUGGAUAUAUGUUACUAAUCCAAGGUAUAUAAGUGCCGUCUUAAUAAUCAGUAUAUCACAAAAAGGGGGAAAAAAAGGAAAAGAAAACACCUACUUGAAACCAAAUUGGAUGUUUGUUCAUUCUAAGAUAUUAAUAAUAGAAUCCAAAUACAAAAAGGUAAAAUUAUAAAUUGUAUGGCGUGAGGAGUCAUUUGCAAAAUACAAGUGGCCCAACUCACUUGGCGUUUAUUCAAAUCACCUUCCAUAAUAACGUCCUGUGUUUCUGAUUUCAUGGAAGCAAAUAUUAAAAUCGACUUCCACCAUAAUUGGGCCUAAAGCCCAAUUAAAUGGCCUAACCCACUUUCGUAUAAGGAAAAUAGCAUAUAUAACGAAAUAAAUGAUAAAUAAAGAAAUAAACUUCAAAUCAAAACCAAGGCCACCCACUCGGUUCCUCUAUCCUCUGCAACUGAAAGCAAGAAAAUAAUGCAGCUUCUUCAAGUUCCAUCAAAUACUCUCCCUCCUUUAUCAAGAACACACCCAAAUGAAGGGCUUGUUUGCAGUAGGCGACCAUUUCUUGUUCCUAUGGCUACUCAGUGCUUUAGCCAUUGGAGGCCGAGUUUGAGCUCAUUCCAUAUAAGAGCAACGCAAGCUCAAGCUGGCACCUCGCCAAUAUCAGUUGAUAAAGAAAAGGAAGAUGUAUUGAAGGCUUUAUCCCAGAUCAUAGAUCCAGAUUUUGGAACAGACAUUGUUUCAUGUGGCUUUGUGAAGGAUUUGCAGAUUGAUGAAUCAUCUAAAGAGGUUUCAUUUCGUUUGGAACUCACAACUCCAGCAUGCCCAAUCAAGGACAUGUUUGAACAAAGAGCAAAUGAGGUUGUGGCAGCACUUCCAUGGGUUAAUAAAGUUAGCGUGGAAAUGUCGGCGCAGGCUGCGAAAUCUGUUUUUGCUGGAGAACUUCCCAAGGGACUACAAAAUAUUUCAAAUAUAAUUGCAGUUUCUAGUUGCAAGGGAGGUGUUGGAAAGUCUACCGUAGCUGUAAACCUUGCAUACACAUUAGCUGGUAUGGGUGCUAGAGUUGGCGUCUUUGAUGCCGAUGUUUAUGGUCCAAGUUUACCGACGAUGGUUUCUCCUGAAAACCGAUUGUUAGAAAUGAACCCAGAAACAAGAACCAUCAUUCCAACAGAGUAUUUGGGUGUAAAGUUGGUAUCUUUUGGGUUUGCUGGUCAAGGACGGGCUAUUAUGCGGGGUCCAAUGGUAUCAGGGGUCAUCAAUCAAUUGCUAACUACUGCUGAAUGGGGAGAACUGGACUAUCUUGUUAUUGAUAUGCCACCUGGAACUGGUGACAUUCAACUUACUUUGUGUCAGGUUGCUCCACUGACUGCAGCAGUGAUUGUUACCACCCCACAGAAGUUAGCAUUCAUUGAUGUUGCUAAAGGAGUCCGCAUGUUUUCAAAACUUAAGGUUCCCUGCGUUGCAGUAGUUGAGAAUAUGUGCUACUUUGAUGCUGACGAGAAGCGCUAUUACCCUUUUGGUAAAGGUUCCGGUUCUCAGGUUGUCCAGCAGUUUGGAAUACCUCAUCUUUUUGAUCUUCCCAUUCGACCAACGUUAUCAGCUUCUGGAGAUAGUGGAAUUCCUGAAGUGGUGGCUGAUCCUCUAGGUGAGGUGGCAAGCACAUUUCAGAAUCUCGGAGUUUGUGUUGUUCAACAAUGUGCUAAAAUUCGUCAACAAGUUUCCACGGCAGUAUCCUAUGAUAAGUCUGUUAGAGCGAUCAGAGUGAGGGUACCAGAGUCAGAUGAAGAAUUCUUGUUGCAUCCUGCAACAGUGAGACGGAAUGAUCGCUCUGCUCAAAGUGUGGAUGAGUGGACGGGCGAGCAGAAGCUACAAUUUGGAGAUAUCCCUGAAGAUAUUGAGCCUGAAGAUAUCCGACCAAUGGGUAACUACGCAGUCUCAAUAACAUGGCCUGAUGGGUUCAGCCAGAUAGCACCAUAUGAUCAAUUACAGAUGAUAGAGAGGCUUGUUGAUGUUCCUCAACCUACAACCGCAGAUGUCACUGCUUCGUAAAUCAGCAUAUCAAAUGAUAGUGGAGGUGUUCACGCAUGCAUAAGAAAAUUGACAAACUAGCUUUUGAACAGUUUCGGAUGACCAUAAAACAUGUGGAAGGAGAAGAUUUAUUAUUUACCAUUACUGUCAGUUCGGUGCGAAAUUUGUAUUGAUAUAGAACUGAUGAAAAGUGGUAUUGUAUCAGAAUAAGGAUCGCCCCUUAAUGUAUCACAGAUGAAUAAUUCUGGUGUAAAUUUUUUUAUAUUUUUGCUUGAAUAUCAUUUUUAUCAGUUUCUUCUUUGUUC
Molecule: messenger RNA, 2913 nt
Organism: Asparagus officinalis (garden asparagus)
Lineage: Eukaryota; Viridiplantae; Streptophyta; Magnoliopsida; Asparagales; Asparagaceae
Product: fe-S cluster assembly factor HCF101, chloroplastic
Exons: 15
Coding region: 1055-2629 (524 amino acids)
Biological process (GO): iron-sulfur cluster assembly
Cellular component (GO): chloroplast stroma
Molecular function (GO): 4 iron, 4 sulfur cluster binding; ATP-dependent FeS chaperone activity; ATP binding
Source: RefSeq, a predicted model, not a curated record